This is a messenger RNA of Volvox carteri f. nagariensis, 1515 nucleotides long. RefSeq lists its product as uncharacterized. The transcript has 5 exons. Lineage: Eukaryota; Viridiplantae; Chlorophyta; Chlorophyceae; Chlamydomonadales; Volvocaceae. The coding region runs from base 1 to 1515 and encodes 504 amino acids. The record is from RefSeq and is a predicted model, not a curated record.
AUGGCACCUAGCGAAAACGCCACCAACGACCCUCAGCGGCCGUCACUGGCUUCCUUACAGAAGGAUGAGGCCCGCCCGAUUUUGCUCCAGGCGGCCAAGGUCGCCAUCCAUGUGCGACCGAUUUCUCCCGUGCGGUCUCCAGUCAAGUACUUGCCCGUAGACACAAGCUGGGGUUCACAACUGGAUGUCAGCGCACCCAGGGAUGUUAAUGCAAGGCACGUCCUGCAUAUGGAGGUCGAACAGCAGCGCCGCAGUGAUCCAAAUCGUCCUGGUCCUGGAUCAAAGCGUGCGCCGCGUGCGAUCGUAGAUGUCGUGCAAGUGCCAUCCCGCGGACCCAUCCCCCCAGCCCCAAACCCCAACGCAGCUGCCGCUGCCGCAAUCUCCAUCACUGUUCAACCACGGGCAGCACCAGCACCAGCGGCAGUGACCCAGAUGGGAAACCGACCAACACCUACCAUCGCGCUGCCAGAGGCCGGCAAACAGUCAAGCACACGGCAGCCCUUGCUUUCAGGUCAUCGACACCCCGCCGCCGCCGCCGCUGCCGCAAUGGGCCCUGCUUCGGGGUCCACACAGGCCCCCAGUCGCGGGCCAGGCCGCGGGUUCCAGCCAAAUAUCACCCCCGCCCCUUCCGCUUACGUACGCUCUAAUCCGCUACCCCACACUGCUGCACCAGCCACAACGGUAAUAGCGGUAGCUGCUGGUUCAACAGAAGCAGCGGCAGCAGUAGUGGCCCCUGCAGUGGGAGCAGUAGCAGGCCCUGCAGCUGGGCUCUCGCCGGCCCAUCAUCGAUCCGGCACGGGAUCACGCAUCGCCAAAGGCGGCGGCGCCGCGCUCCUAGCGGAAAUUCUGAGAACCCAGUUGGCCGCGGCGGCGGCGCCGCCGCUGCCGCCGCCUUUACCGGCGCCCGCGAACGUGCUUGACGGCUUCAAACCAGGAGGUCACUUCUUCCCUGGAGGACCCCAGAUCUCUGCCUUAGGCUCGCGGCAGUCCAAAGCACCGCCAAGGGCGCUCAGUGGCGGCCCUGGGGAUUCCCGAGGAGAGCCGUCGGCGGCUGCCGCCGCCGCCGCCGCCGCCGCAGAAGUGGCAUGGAGCUGGGACGACGGUCCAACGUUGGCGGCGGCGGCGGCGGCGGGGAUUCGGGACCCCGGGGAAGAGGCGCGGCGGGCGCGACGGCGGCACCGCAAACGCGUGGCUCGUAUUGUUGUGGACCAUUGGAAGCAGUUUGCACGGCAGCGGCUGCAAGCCGUGGCGGCCAGAAGGCACCUACGCCGGCGGCUUCUGACUGCCGCCUGGGUUGCAUGGCAGGCGGAGACGGCCAGCGCACGCGCCCGAAUGCGGCUGGCGGCUGUGUACGACAUGAAAAGGUCGUACUUGGGGCUGGGCCGCUGCGUGCAGGCCUGGAGUACGGCAGCCAAACGCCUGGCCCAGCUGCGGGACCUUCAGGAGCGGGUGACCGUGGACAGUGCCCCUCCUAGCCGUGCACUACAGCACAGAAACAUGCAGCAGAAGACUUAG